AUGGCUCCGGCCUCGCCUUCUCCGAGGAGGCCACCAACUGCUAGGCGCCGAGGGCGACCUCCCGGUACAACCAACGCUGCUCGCGCCGCGCGGGCCGCCGCGCUCGCAGCGGCAGCAGCAAGCGAGCCCCCUCCAAAGAGGCGCCGAUAUGUCCCAGGCGGUCCUGGUGGAGGUGGGCGCUUCAUCGAUUCCGAUAUGCUCGAAACACCGAGUACUUCCAGACCUUCCACGAUAUCGCGAUCACGAACGGCCGCGCGCGAGGCCAUCAAUGGCGACUCUCCCUCCCUGAUGCCACGACGAGAGCGAGGCGCUCGCACACGAGCCGCCGGCAACGACGACCUAGAAGAGAUGCAUUGGGGUUCUGCUGCAGCCAUGGCGACUGCAGUCAAGCAGGCCGAAGACUACAAGCCCCGAGAGGAGCGCAGCUGGGAGGACUUUCACCCCAACCUUGAUAUUGAGGGCAGCUUCUUGGUUCUGCGAUCCGAAGAGGUUGAUGGAAUCCCCCAAGAAACCCCUGAUUCUUCUGCUAUCCAGACCUCUGGAACUCCGAUGAACGAGUCCAUGACUCCGUCAAGGCAGCCGAACCCCGCAUCUACCGGAAACACUCCGAACCCCCAGGGUCGCUCGGACUCGAAUCCCACCGAUGCUGCUGUCGACACACCUCAAAGGCGCCCUCGUCGUCCGACUCGAGAUGUCGUUAGCUUUUAUAGCACCCGGCCUCUUGAUCUUGCUGCGACACCAAAAACGCCAAAAAUCCUGCCUAUACAGAAUCAGACCCCCAAGGAAAAACUGGACCUGAAACUUCCUUCAUAUCGCAAGACUAACCGCAUCGAAUUGUUUGAGAGCAAAACUUUUGGACAGGCUCGAUAUGUCGACAAGGCCAUGAGUAAUGUCGGUUAUCAAGAGAGCGACCACUACAUGCGCCCCGAGCAGAGCCUCAUCAAAUCUGCUGAUGGUAACGCGGAGGAUGAGGCAGACCUGACCGAGGGAGCCGGCUCCGAAGAAGCGGUUCACCAUUCCAGAAUCGGCCGUGUCGAGUAUGACAUGGAUGAGCAGGAUGACAUGUGGCUGGAGCAAUACAACUUGCAGCGCAAGCAAAACCAGCUGGAAGAGAUCCCCCGAGAAAUCUUUGAGAUCACCAUGACCAAGAUUGAGAAGGAGUGGCAUGCGCUGGAGAAGCGGAUACCCAAACCAAAUCCCAAACCACCCCAGACUCAUCGUCCUCGGUCGAGCUCUGCUGCAGCAGUUAACGGCGAGCCGCAGGCGGGUGAGGAGCCUGACUCCAAGUGUGCCAUUUGCGACGAUGGCGACUGCGAAAACACCAAUGCGAUCGUGUUCUGCGAUGGCUGCAAUCUUGCUGUCCACCAGGAAUGUUACGGUGUGCCCUUUAUUCCAGAAGGUCAAUGGCUGUGUCGUAAAUGUCAGCUUUGUGGCCGUGGAGUUCCCACCUGCAUCUUCUGUCCCAACAGCGACGGCGCGUUCAAGCAAACGAAUUCUUCGAAAUGGUCACAUCUGCUCUGCGCCAUGUGGAUACCCGAGGUCUCUCUCGGCAACCAUACCUUCAUGGAGCCAGUCAUGGACGUGGAAAAGGUGCCCAAAACUCGAUGGAAGUUGACUUGUUACAUCUGCCGGCAGAAAAUGGGAGCCUGCAUUCAAUGCGGAAAUAAGAACUGCUACCAAGCAUUCCACGUCACGUGCGCUCGCAGAUCUCGGCUCUUCCUUAAGAUGAAGACGAGCCAGGGUGCCCUAGCUGUUUUGGACGGUGGCAUGGUGCUCAAGGCUUUUUGCGACAAGCAUUGCCCACCAGACUAUGCCCAGGAGAAUGGUGUCCAUCAGGCCACUCGGGCGGCCAAGAAGUUCUACAAGAGGACCAUGAGGAACCGCAUCUGGGCUGACAAUGCCGCGGUUGCUCAUGCUAUUGCUGCUGAGCAACGAAACGCCCUCACGGAGAGCUUCCCCGACGAGUCGCAAGGGGCGGGGAGCAAAAACUCUGCUGCCAAUGGUGGGGACAAGAAGAAAGGCCAGCCGCCAAAGAAUCUGUGGAAGUUGCCAUCAGGUGCCCCCAUCAUACCACAGGCGGUCUUUGAAGUUGUUGAGGCGUCUAUCCAAAGGUUUUCUUUCCGGAAGCGCAAGGAUUAUCUUGGAGAAGCAUGUCGCUAUUGGACACUGAAGCGUGAAGCACGCCGCGGCGCAGCAUUGAUCAAGCGUCUUCAGCUUCAAAUGGAGUCGUUCUCCUCGAUGGAGCUGACACGGCGCGAUUUUGCAGCCAUGGGACCCAGCGGAAAGGCUAGACUUGCCAGACGCAUCCAGUUUGCUGAAAGCUUGAUCAAGGAUCUUGAGCAAGUCAAGGACCUCUCGGACGAGUUGGUUCUGCGGGAGCAACUGAAGAUGGAAGCUGGUGAACUCGAGCAAGAUUUUGUGGAUGAGUGCUACUUCCCGGUUGCAAAGCUCCUCAGCCCUACUAUCGAAAGAGCAAUAUCAUUGGAUAAGGACCUGUUCAUCGAGGGGUUGAAGAAGCUGCAAACUCGCAUCGAAACACGAUUCUACGUAACGGUCAUGUCGUUCGCCACUGACAUAUGCGAGGUAAUACGAAAUGGCAUUGCUACGGCCCCUGACAGCGGGUCGCCGACGGAGGACUCACGAUCUGAGCAUCUCGACGCUUUGCCUGUCAAGAACACAUUCGCGGAUAUCCGGGAACGGCGCAAGCUAGGCAAGCGAAUCCUUAAGGCGGUGCAGCCCUCCUUGGAGGCUGCCCUGCGAGUUGAGUCGGAGAUUUCGCAGAAACCGUUCGAAGGCUUGCAGAACGAGCUGGAGAGCAUGGUAGACCGAAGUAUAGAAGCGGGUCGGCCGUUAACCACAGCGAGCCAAGGGAAGCCAACCGAUGAGGCCAAUGAUACCAUCAUGGUGGAUGCCGAACUUCAAAUUACAGUCAAGGCUGACCCGUCGGAGGGGGAUGUAAUGGACACGACGCCAGAUGGCGAAGUGGAGGGUGGAAAUAUCGAGGUCAGCACUAAUAUCGACGUCGACACUUCAGGUCUCGACAUGGUGGACGAGGAGGAGAAACGAGAUGGCCUUGCGAACGCCGUCAAGUCAUCAGACACCCCCCCAGACACUGACGGAUAUGUGUCAAAGCCUCGGCCAGCUCAAUCAGGACCUCCAACGCCACCACAAUCUAACGGGAGUCUUGGCUUAGAACCACUCGAUCCUCUUACCGAAGGAGGAGUGCUCUGGUACCUGAAGGGAUACGAGCCUCAGGGAACCUCUGUUCUUGGAGAGCAUUGGGCGGGCAGGGACGCCGUCAGAAUGCUCAGCGAAGACCUCACAGACAUGGAUGACGAGGAGCUCAAGGGUUUGGGGAUGGUUGUUGACCAAGCAGCCGCGUCUGUUGUUGUGGAGGCAGAUGAAGCUGAAGAAACCGAAUCUGUCGGCGGUAAGACGAGGGCAAGCAAGGCGAAGAAGCGGAGGACAUCAACUAGGCGAAGAUGA
Messenger RNA from Fusarium keratoplasticum, 3486 nucleotides. RefSeq lists its product as uncharacterized. Gene Ontology annotation, biological process: regulation of transcription by RNA polymerase II. NCBI's taxonomy places the organism in Eukaryota, Fungi, Ascomycota, Sordariomycetes, Hypocreales, Nectriaceae. Bases 1 to 3486 code for a protein of 1161 amino acids. The record is from RefSeq and is a predicted model, not a curated record. The transcript is spliced from 3 exons.